AUGCCCCGCUUUAACCGACGGGAGCAGCUCCCGCUGCAUAUCAAGCGCGCUAUUUGCGUGCACCACGUAGACAACCCCCGCCUGCGUCAUGUCGACCUGGCGAGGUGGUGUUACUCGCAGUACGGAUUGCGCCCAGAUCGUUCCACUGUCGGCCGCAUCUUGAAGAGCGCCGAGCUAUGGGAUGUCACGGCAGGUGGCGACAACCAAAUGCGCCGUCGAGGUGGCGCAUGGCCUGAGCUAGAGCAGGCCAUGGCGCGGUGGAUCGCAAACGCAGGGCCCGCUGGCGUGCCUCUGACGCUGCAGACCAUCCGCGACCAUGUCGAGACGAUGGCACGGAACAUGGGCAUUCCGCCCACAUUCCGAUACUCCAUAGGCUGGCUCAAUGCUGCGAUGUACGCCGAAGGUCGCAAGAUUUUGGUGCUGCUUGACAACGCGAGCAGCCACAUGCUCCGCUCACAGCUCGCAUGGAGCGAGAUCGUCUGCGGGAUGCGGACGACCUGCAUGAGCGACGUGCGGCUCGUUUUCUUGCCGCCGAAUACCACCGCAUUCACACAGCCGCUCGAUCAGGGCAUCAUAGCCACCGUAAAAGCCCGCCGACAGCAUUGGCUGCGGGCCUUCUCGGCUUUGUGGAACGGCGAGGGCGCGACUACCGCCGUCGCCCGUUUCCGCCCCAACUUGCGCGAUGUCCUCGCGUGGCUGUCGGACGCGUGGAUGUCUGUCGGCGAGCGCACCAUUCAACGGUGCUGGUGGCGCAUGGGGUGUCUGCCGCUGUCAUGGUCCCUAGAGCUGUCGCAUGUACACGACGAUGAGCCCACCCCUGCCGUCUACCCCGACAUCGAGCUUGACGACGACAUCGACGAUGUCGGGACUCUCAUCAGCGGACUCGCACUCAGGAAUGCGGCGAUGACGGCCGCAGAGUACGUCGCCAUCGACGACGGCGAGCCGACGAGCGCCGAGGGCGCUGCGGGACAGCCUGCGAAUGAGCCAGAGUCGGGCGUAGACGCCGAGCUCUGGCAGGCGCCGACUACCAUUCCCGCCGUCUACGACGACGCCGACCCCGUGUGCCGCGAAGCGCGGCGCACUGCCCGGGCGGCAUGCGAGAUGCUUAUAGGAUAUGCACGGGCCACCCGCAUCACGCCGCGCGAUCUGUGCCAUGUAUUCGAUAUACGCAACCCCAUUAUAAUCGCGCGGAUGGAGCGGGCGAGCCCGACGUUCAACCUCAACGUGGCGCCUCAGCCCGUACCCUCCCCGGGCGCAACUCCCACGCCCGAGACCCCUCGUCCGCGCGGCCGUGUGCUGCCCGACUGGAUGACCCGCCCGUCUCGCCGUCAGGAGCUGCUUGACGCCGGUGUGGGCGCCGUGAUGGACGGGUAUGUGGACGCGGCUGCGUGGAUGCGUCUGUGA
Closterium sp. NIES-65 is the source of this 1404-nucleotide messenger RNA. Lineage: Eukaryota; Viridiplantae; Streptophyta; Zygnematophyceae; Desmidiales; Closteriaceae. The record is from the annotation of a GenBank genome assembly.